AGAGUACGGGAGGGAGGCGGCCGCCAUGAGCCGGAGGCCGCAGGUCUCCUACGUGCGGCCGGCCGAGCCCGCCUUCCUCAGCCGCUUCAAGCGGCGGGUCGGGCAUCGGGAGGCGCCCACGGUGGACACCAAGAGAGAGCAGCUCCCGCGUGCAGAUAGUGAUUCUGAGAAUGGCAGUGACAAGGAGGAUGAGCAGCCUCAAGUGGUAACGCUGAAAAAAGGGGACUUGACUGCUGAAGAAGCAAUGAAAAUUAAAAAGCAAAUCAAAGAGGCCUUAAAGUCAAGUGAACCAGAUGGUGAACCAGAACCUGCUGAUGGAAAAAUUAUGUUCAGGAAACCAGCCAAACGUUCAUCAGAGAAGCUUUUGGACUUCAAUGUAAGUUCAAGUAAGAAGAUCAAAGAGGGAAAGAAAACUGAGAGAGAAGCAACUACCUCUCAGAGUACAGCUAAGCAAGUUAAAAACAGCAGUCUUCUCUCAUUUGAUGAUGAAGAAAAUGAUGAUUAGGAGUUGUAUGUAUUCACAUUUUAGUUAUCCUUCCCAGCUAUUUGAGUAAGAAUGAGGGUUUUCAUAGAAAUUGGAGCAUGGUAUCCCAAUCUUCUCUUGCUUUGUUAUGGUUCAACUAGAGAAACAUAGUAUACAACCAGCAUGAGCAAAACUGAGCUCAGGUGUUCCAGUUCAGAUGGAACUAUGUGAGUAGUAUCUCAUGUCUUUAUUUUUAAAAGAAAAUUUAAACAUAUAUAUCAAAGCUAUUUGUGACCGCAAAUGAGUAGCAAAAUACAGGUGGACAUAUCCAGCUUAAAUACAUUUUCAAUCAAUUAAUUUUAAAAUGUCUUCCAUUGCUAAAAUUGUAUUUCCUCCUAUGGCCUAUCUAAUGGCCACAGUGGAGAGGUGUUUGUUUGUUUGUUUGUUUUAAUUAUUAUUGGCUUAGCAUUCAAAAGAGAGACUUUAUUGCUGUGGAGCAGAGAUUGACCUCUUUUGCUUCAUACCUUAACAAAAGCUUGCACUAAAUUUUGCAUGUAUGGUUUGGCAGAUUAGCUCUUUGUAAGCUCUCUUGCAGUAAGUGAGCCUGCAUUUGCUAAAAUUACGUAGUCUUAAUGCUGUGUUCAGUGAAUACAGUCCAAGAAGCACCAAAUUAGUUUGGAUUGAUUGUGCUAGUAAGAUAUAAAAAUUCUGAUUGUAUCAAUUAAUGCAAAGGAACGAUUUUUAAACCCUUUAAGACUGUACACUUUGGUUGUCACACUGAUGUAUUAAGAUGGGAUUGGUUUUUUUUGGAAGUGCAUUUGUUCUAGUUCGCUACAUAUGUGUUUGUAAUUAUUUAGGAUCUCAUUUUAUUUUUUAAAAAGUAUUUCAUUCUUAAGCUGUAGAAAACUACCAAUUUUUUUUCAAUAGGAAAUUGUAAACAGAAGAUUAAGUCAAGAAAUACUAUAGCUGUGAUACAAAGUUUUAAAUUUUUUUUCAGUUGACCAUGUACAGUACACUGAUAUUGACCAUUUCCGUAUUAUUUAUGUAACGGGGUGUGCAGAAAUUCUAAUAACACUGACAGCUGAUGGGACUGGGGAGAGCAAGGAGGUGGAAAUGGAACUAGUGAGUCUGAAAUGACUUGAUAGUAUUGUGUGUUCUUGCAAUACUUAAGCACGACUGAGACUGCUACAGAAUUACAGGGUACGAGACAAUGAAACCAGUUCUUGUGCUGUGUGACAGGUAAUUUGAAAUCAUUUGGGCUGUAAAGCUUCGUUGAGGAGCAAAUUUGAAGUAGCUGUGUGAAACAGCUGGUUUUAUUUUGUUAAUCUGGUAUUAAACAAUAAAUUAUGAUUUCUGUAAGUGGUCCAAAGGUAUUUAAAUGAAAAAUUCAGUGCAUAAAAUGGGAUUUUUGGAGUCACCUGAUAAUGAAGCCUAUUUUGACAGCUACUUGUCUCCAAAUAUCACAUCCUCUUACAGCAUAAGAUCAGAUGCAAGCCUGCCUACUAUUUCUAACUAAUUGGGAGUGUGCCUGAUUUUGAAAAUGAAUAGGUAUAUUGUCCUUUCAGAAAAUUAAAACCAGGCCUAUAAAUGUAUAUUAACAUGUGUGGCACUGGUCUGAUAUUAGAACUGCUACAGAGAUGCAAUUUGACAACCUGAGGAUUCCAGUGAGAACAUUUUGCAUUUGUAGGUACAUAAUUUGUCUGUAUUCAGCAUACGUAAUAAAGAAAAACAUAGGAUAUACACAAUCAAAGGUUCCCAGGGAUUAAUCUUUCCAUAUUCUUUGUAUGCCUAACAUUUGUUUGAUUCCAUUUUAAAAAAACUAUAUAUACCCAUGAAGAAUAGUGUAGUGUUAAAGUAUUCUGAAGGAAUAUUUGGUCACAUUUAAAUAACUGAGUAUAUACUUUGACUUUCUGAGACCAAUCUGCAAGAAUGAGUUACCUAAAUGCUUACCUAAACUUUUUCAGUUUUGUCCAUCAGCACAAAACCAUACUUGCUUACAUUUUCCUUGCACAGCCUGAAAGUUCAUCACUUUAGCUGCAAGGCAGCUCAGGAGACGUGGUUGUUAAGAGAGAAAUCCUUGCCAUGGAUCAGAGGGAAUUCACACUUUCCUUAAAAUCAGAGAGGGCCUCCCACACGGGGAGCCUAUUUGGCAUAUUCAAAAUAAGAGCGAGUUCUUGUUCGAAUCCUGUCAGCAAUUGCAUAUAAACAAAAUUUACUAUUCCUACUGAAAGACUUGUUAGACUGAAGUCCGGUAAAAAGAAAGGUACCUCAAAAUUCUGGGUGCAGUGCUUUUGCUUAAUCAUGCUCCCUGCCCUGCAACUUCAUGACAGAUGUCUGGAAUGCAAAUACAUUAAUUGGGUUUGCUUGGAAAUAACAUAAUGAAAGGUAUGUUGUUCUUCAGGCAGCGCAGCAGGGGAAAGAAAGGUGGAUACGGAAACCCACUUUCUUUCCUUUAUUCCAGCUGUGAUUUGUAGUGCUCUGACCAGGAGACCUUUGUAUUUAUUGUAUUUCACUCCCAGUUCACCUAACAAUAACUAAUUGGAUAUAUUUUAUUAAGAGGUGUGAGUGAUGCACAAAAGUGUUUUAGUCAAGUAGUCAUGUGAAAAUCAGUGUUCUUAAUGCGACACACCAGGAAAAUUACAUACGCCAUCAACACCCCAUGAAACCUGUGACUAAAGAGAACAAUUACUUGUUCAUUUAGGAAAGAAAUGUGAAACUGUCUUAAGCAAUCACCUGCCUUGAGCAAUGGGCCAUGGAAAAAAUAAUUGCAAGAACUUUCUAAUAAAGGGGAAGCCAGAGUGAGUAAGUACAUGAAAUGUGGGGCUGUCCACUAGAAUGGAUAAACUUCCUGGCUUUUUCUUGCUUUUUUUCUUUUUCUCUCCUGUAGUGGGGAAUGUAUUUCCCCUCUUUCCCCCUGCCCCUCUCUGAAUGAAAGUAGCUGAGGUUUGUUACCCUAUACAGGAAACCUGUUCCAAUGUGGUCUGUUAACUAAUAUGGGAAUUCUGUACAGUUUUUAUUAAUAAAAUCUUUGAAAUUUUCCAGCUCA
Molecule: messenger RNA, 3509 nt
Organism: Cygnus atratus (black swan)
Lineage: Eukaryota; Metazoa; Chordata; Aves; Anseriformes; Anatidae
Product: KIAA1143 ortholog
Exons: 4
Coding region: 26-505 (159 amino acids)
Source: RefSeq, a predicted model, not a curated record